AUGAGAGCCACCCGCCUAGUCCGUCCUGAACUUCGUCGUCAACUCAUUCUAGUUGGCGGCGCUGCCAGCAUUGCCCACGACUCUGUAUUCUAUACAGAGGAUGUGGAUGUUGCUGCACCGAGCGAUGUCAUUCAUGACAUCGCUAAGAGAGUGAUGGACGGUGCCCCCAACUUUUCUCUCGAGCCCGACGGCAAGAUUAUAUUCGAUGAUAGUCAAGGAAUACGCGUCCGAAUCGACAUUAUCGAAAUCGGAGACGCUAUCGAACGCAUCCACGUGGCAGAUCCCUUUUUCGAGGGCUCUGUUGCAUCCAUGUCGGACUUGCUGAGAUUGAGGGCCGUGACGGUGGCUGAACGUGGGAGUGAUGGUGAGGUUGCAGACUUUCGAUGGCUGUUGUCGGAGUUGGUAAAGGCAGGGAAAAUCCUUCCAGGGCUCAAUGUAGAAGAGCUAGAGUAUAUGCGCGGAGCUUGGAGACGCCUAGGGGUUGUGGAUUGCCUAUUAUUAUACUCAUUAUUACAGGAGGAGGAUGGGAGGUCGAUUAUUUUGUAA
Penicillium roqueforti is the source of this 546-nucleotide messenger RNA. RefSeq lists its product as uncharacterized. The record is from RefSeq and is a predicted model, not a curated record. Lineage: Eukaryota; Fungi; Ascomycota; Eurotiomycetes; Eurotiales; Aspergillaceae. The transcript has a single exon. The coding region runs from base 1 to 546 and encodes 181 amino acids.